Suillus clintonianus is the source of this 1644-nucleotide messenger RNA. RefSeq lists its product as uncharacterized. Lineage: Eukaryota; Fungi; Basidiomycota; Agaricomycetes; Boletales; Suillaceae. The record is from RefSeq and is a predicted model, not a curated record. The transcript has 3 exons. Bases 115 to 1416 code for a protein of 433 amino acids.
ACACGUGUACCUGGAGUGGCGUGCCCACUGCGGCAAUACCAGCACAGUGCUUUGGGAACAAUCGUGUCCAUCUCUUAUACAGCCUGGCCCGAGCUCUAGCUCUAGUUGUUUGCCAUGGAAUCUACCAGCGCAUCGACAAUACGAACUUUAUGGCAUGCUCCCUCAGAAGUACCGGGGAAUAUCACUGCACAAUCCCAGCCGUCGUCACCACGGUCAAGCGCCCUGGCGUCUUCCCCAAACAGUCCUUCUGAGUCGGUGUCCUCUUUACCUUCUGUCAGCUCGUCAUUCUUCUUCUCUUCCGCAGCUGCCAGUCCACCGCGCUCCCAGCCUCAGUCUGAUCACCUUGCACGGGAUUCCAGUACACAGGGGCUUAUCAUACCGUCUCUGACCCUACCAGCUGCAUUGCGUCGUCCGACUCCUUUUGGGAAAACCCUUGGAGAUUUGAGGCUACUAGUCGUAGGGAAUGGCGCUGAUGACCGUGAGCUGGUGUCCAAUCUACUCCUGGACGACAACGAGGAUGUUGUGGAUAUCAGCGGAUGGGAGGAUUUCGAACACGGUUCGAUCCUAAGAGCAUCGACAGACUGGAUCGAGCAUCGAGAUGCCCACGGACUUGAGAAGUUUGAGCCUGCGAAGAAUGUCGAAAUCAUAUCCCUUGCACGACACGAGUUCGAUGAUAAUUCAACGAAAGCUUCUAUACUACCAGUCAUCCAGUCACCAUUUCGCUCCGUAUCUGAAUUAAUUGAUCCUCGAUGCCAGCCGUCUGCUUCUCUAACCAACUUAAUUGCAUCCCCGUGGUCACCAUUGCACACCGCGCUCAUCAUCCUAUCCAACUCAGGCCCGUCUGCUUCGGAGGACGGCCCCAUCGACUUACUUACUCCACACAUACCCGUCAUACUCAUGCGCCAUGGUCCAGACCAUACGCAUUUCCCUUCUCGCCCUCACAUGUCAUCAUUCAGGCCACGUUCAGCAGCUGCCCUUCGGAGUGGCCUUUUCCGCUCGCCGGAGACGCUUUCUUCACUACGAUAUGAAGCGGCAGAGCGCUUCCUUCGCUGGCGUGAAGUCGAGUGCGCCGUAGAGGGAAUAAACGCCUCCCAUCGAGAAAUCGUAUCCUUGUCCUCCAAUGAACCUUCAUGGAACAAGGCGAAAUGGGAAGCAGAAUGGGAAUCUCGAUUGUCGCAGGAUGUUGCUAUCUCUUGCGAGCGCGAAGACCCCGCGAGGGUUCCAGCGCAGCAGUGCUUUGAUCCACUGCAUCUAUCAUCAUUACUUUCGUUUUCUUUGUGCCUUCUUGAUCCUGCGACGAGAUUGCUAAGAAGAAGUGCUUCUACUUUUGUCGAUAAGUUGGCAGACAGUCAGGUCAGGAUGGCAAUGGUGGGCAGUUUGUGUUUGGGAAUUGGGAUCGGGAUGAUGAUACGAUGAGAGGCGGCUUUUCAGGAGGCAGUUUGUCAUGAGGAGCGUUCGCUUGAUUCUCGUACACAUAUUUGCUUUAAUUCUGUAAUAUCCGUUUCAUUUCACUAUUACUUACUUACUGCGCAUCUAUUAGUAGUAGUCGGAGUGCGUGAUUCAAAGACAAUUCAGUACGCGAUUCAGAGGGGGCUCAGCGAUUUAGUGCGCGAUCUGGAGUCGAAUCCGCGUGAAAAUCGCUAG